This is a messenger RNA of Priapulus caudatus, 1219 nucleotides long. RefSeq names its product radial spoke head protein 3 homolog. Gene Ontology annotation, cellular component: cilium. NCBI's taxonomy places the organism in Eukaryota, Metazoa, Priapulida, Priapulimorpha, Priapulimorphida, Priapulidae. The transcript is spliced from 8 exons. The record is from RefSeq and is a predicted model, not a curated record. The coding region runs from base 124 to 1164 and encodes 346 amino acids.
CUCAAAACAUUUCUAUCGCGUGUGGAAGUGCGGCAGUUUGUAUGUCAGAUAAUGUAUAAGAUUUAAUGCUAUAUUUCGUACAGUGUGACUGACAGGUUAUAUGUGGUCGUGGUGAGUUAUUAGAUGAAAAAAAUGGCAACGGUAUUACCGCAAAAACCCCAGGGAACAUAUAGUUUUGUAAGCCAGCCGAGGACUGUGCAACAUCGAAAAAAAUUUAGGGAUCAACAACAACUACAACAAGAACAGCAAAAUGAUGGCAGCUUGCAGGGUCAGUAUGCUAACAUCAUGUAUGAUCGACGCAUUGUUCGAGGAAAUACAUAUGCACAGAACGUACUGCCGACAUCGGCGCUCACGAACCCGCUAGAGGUGCAGAGACAGCAGGAGACGAGACGCCGUAACAUCGCGAAGCGGAGAGCCAAGGAACACCUGAGACCGAAAACUGUGGAGGCUGUCGAGGGUCGAAAGCACCAGGAUGUGCAGACGGAGCUCUACCUGGAGGAACUCGGGGACAGGGUGGAGGAGGUGGAUGCACAGUGCCAGACCGACCCGUUCCUCGACCGUCCUGCCUCCCCGCUGUUCAUCCCCGCGAAGACGGGAGUCGAUGCUGCAACGCAGAUCUACGACGGCGACCUGUUCGACUUUGAUGUGGAGGUAAAGCCGAUACUGGAGGUACUGGUGGGGAAGACCCUGGAGCAGGCUUCGUUGGAGGUGAUGGAGGAGGAGGAACUGGCUGCGAUGCGCGCACAGCAGAAGGCCUUCCUAGAGCUGCGCAAUGCCGAGCUCGUGGAGACACAGAGGCUAGAGGAGAAGGAGAGGAGACACAGGGAAGAGAAGGCACGGCGCAUGCAGCAGCAGAAGGAGGUGCUGGAAUUGGAAGUCGACACGUCUCAGAGGGUGGCUGCGCGUGCCUUCGCUCAGGGAUAUCUCUCAGACCUGGUGCCCUCCGUCUUCUCCAGUCUGACCGACAGCGGAUACUUCUACGACCCCGUGGAGAGAGACUUAGAGACCGGCUUUAUGGUGUGGCUGAUGGAACGCGUAGAGGUCAACCUGCGUGAUGCGGCUCUCGGGCGCGCCAUGCUGGACUCGAUCAUACGUGACAUCGUAAAAACCAAGAACAGAGAAUUUGAGAAGCUGGAGGCUGCUAAUAUCGUUGAUGCACCGUAGAUGGCAACACUGGUGUGCAACUGUAAAUACAUGGGAGUUAUGUGGGGUGCUGGUG